GAUAGAAUUGAACGCUCCUUUCAUUUGUUAAUUUCUCUAUAAUCAGAACUGUUCAACUUGAGUUGCUAACAAACACAAAUCUCAACCAUGUAAUUUUUAAGAAAAACAAGCUGGUUAACCGGCCAGCUCCCACGAGUUGAGUUUCGUUAUAAAUUUAUGAGUUGCUACGAGUAUUUUUAACCUUUUCCAAUUAUGGUUUGGAAAUAUUCCAGCAACUUACUAUCGAAAUUUAACUUUUGUGACACAUCACUCUCUUUUUUUCGCCUAAACGAUACCACUCUGGCACUAUAUACACCACGCAUAAUAUAAGCCUCGACAAUGGCUGUGGCGUGGUACCAACACCAUAUUUGCCACACCGUUGAUUUUUGGAAAAACUAUUAGAGGUUUAUUUUUAAAAUUUCUAUUAGAAGGUUCACUUUUUUUAAAAAAAAUAUAUCCUUAUUGCAUAAGUGACGUUAGAUUGAUGUAUCAGUUCAGGAUUGAAGCUACCAUUUGAGUGGUUUCUGACAAUUUCCUAUAUCUAGCACCAUGAUCAGAUAUCUAACAAACGCUACUGAAUCCCAUUUUGAGUUCAUGAAUAUUCAAACUGAUGGAGAUGAUGACUAAAAAGUGGCCAGUAAUUACAGUGUCAUUGUCUGUCUUAAAUCUUAAUUGGUCCUGGUCAUUGCAUGAACCAGCUAUAGCCCCUAUAUAAUCACUAUUCACUACCACCGAUCGUGUGAUCUUGAGGAAGAACAUAAUCACGGUAGCUAAUCCUUCCCUGUCGAAGUAACCAUGGGAAGGCCAGUGGCAACACUGUUCGUGCUGUGCUUCAUCUCUGUGACGGCGUGCUCGCUCUCGGAGCAGGCCACGCGCGGCCGCCUCCUCGCCGGCGUCGACGCGACACCGCCGGCGGCCGGAGGCGCAGUGGCCGUGCCCAUCUACCUGUCGUCCCAGGGGCUCUACGUCGCCAACUUCACCAUCGGCACGCCGCCGCAGCCCGUGUCGGCGGUCGUCGACCUCACCGGCGAGCUCGUCUGGACGCAGUGCACGCCGUGCCAGCCCUGCUUCGAGCAGGACCUGCCGCUGUUCGACCCGACCAAGUCGUCCACCUUCCGUGGGCUGCCGUGCGGCUCCCACCUCUGCGAGUCCAUCCCGGAGAGCAGCCGCAACUGCACCAGCGACGUGUGCAUCUACGAGGCGCCCACCAAGGCCGGCGACACGGGCGGCAAGGCCGGCACCGACACCUUCGCCAUCGGGGCGGCCAAGGAGACCCUCGGCUUCGGCUGCGUCGUGAUGACUGACAAACGCCUCAAGACCAUAGGCGGGCCCUCUGGGAUCGUCGGGCUAGGGAGGACGCCGUGGUCGCUCGUCACCCAGAUGAACGUCACGGCGUUCUCAUACUGCCUGGCCGGGAAGAGCAGCGGCGCGCUGUUCCUCGGCGCCACCGCGAAGCAGCUCGCCGGCGGCAAGAACAGCUCGACGCCGUUCGUCAUCAAGACCUCAGCUGGCUCUUCCGACAACGGCUCGAACCCGUACUACAUGGUCAAGCUGGCAGGGAUAAAAACCGGCGGCGCGCCGCUCCAGGCAGCGUCGAGCAGCGGCAGCACCGUCCUGCUCGACACCGUCUCGCGGGCGAGCUACCUGGCGGACGGCGCGUACAAGGCCCUGAAGAAGGCGCUGACGGCCGCCGUCGGCGUUCAGCCGGUGGCUUCGCCGCCGAAGCCUUACGACCUCUGCUUCCCGAAAGCAGUGGCUGGAGAUGCGCCGGAACUCGUGUUCACGUUCGACGGCGGCGCGGCAUUAACCGUGCCGCCGGCGAACUAUCUGCUCGCCAGUGGGAACGGCACGGUGUGCCUGACGAUCGGGAGCUCGGCAAGUCUCAACUUGACCGGUGAGCUUGAAGGAGCGAGCAUCUUGGGAAGCUUGCAGCAGGAGAACGUCCAUGUCCUCUUCGACCUCAAGGAGGAGACCCUCUCCUUCAAGCCUGCAGACUGCAGCUCCCUCACCUGA
Molecule: messenger RNA, 1992 nt
Organism: Oryza sativa Japonica Group (Japanese rice)
Lineage: Eukaryota; Viridiplantae; Streptophyta; Magnoliopsida; Poales; Poaceae
Source: RefSeq, a predicted model, not a curated record